This is a messenger RNA of Stegodyphus dumicola, 782 nucleotides long. RefSeq lists its product as uncharacterized. Lineage: Eukaryota; Metazoa; Arthropoda; Arachnida; Araneae; Eresidae. The record is from RefSeq and is a predicted model, not a curated record.
AGUAUCCUAUAGAGAACAAAGGCAGCCUUUAGGGAUACAUAUAAAAGUCACAAAAAUAUUCUGUUAAAAUAUUCUUCAAGUUUUCCAGAAUCAGCAUACUUUCAGAAUAUUUGUGUGCCAUUGAAAGAUCUAUUUCAUCAUGAAGUUCCUAGUAUUCGCAGUUUUCAUAUUAGUCUUGUUAGCAUCAGCUUACGGCGGAAUAAUCCCAAAACUUAUCGGACACGGCUAUCAUUACGGUGGUCACCAAGGAAGUUAUGGAUAUUACGGACAUGGAAGUUAUGGCCACAGCUACGGGCAUGGUCACGGCCACGGCCAUGGACAUGGACAUGGUCAUGGUCAUGGUAUUCAUGGUCAUAUUGGCAUUGGUUAUGGACAUCAUGGAUACGGAUAUCAUGGUUAAAGUGAACCAUUAUUUUGUGACAUAAUCAGAUAUUUCUACAAAAGACUUUCAUCGAGCAUCUCAGAGACAAUUUUUGUGUCAUAUAAUAAUUUUAAAUUACAGAAACUUCAUGUUCUUAAAAUUUUCUUUGAAGUACAUUUUCUUAUAAUCAGUUCUUUAUUUUCAACCUAUGUAUCCGAUACUUGAUUCUAAUAAUGCAAAGAUGUUUGUCCUCAUAAUAAAAAACAUAAUUAUUCAUAAUCUAGUAAAUUUGUGUUCUACUAAAUUAAAGAUGUUUUCUUUCCACGUUUAAAAAAUUUUGUAAUAUAUCUCAUUAUAUGCAUAUUUGUAUGAUCGUAUAUUCUUUUAAUAUUGAUGAGAAUAAAAUCGUAUUAGUCAUGAA